AUGUUUAAUCCACGUUUCUUAGUGGUCAGCCUCGGAAAUCCCUUACCCAAAUAUGAGAGCCUCCAUUCAGCUGGCCAUUUCGCCCUCAAUGGCCUCGUCAAAGCGCUCAGACAACCGCCGUUUCGCGAGGUGAAAUUCGGGAAGCAGACGUGUCUGGUCUCUUCGGGGCCAAAGUACACGCUCGUUCAGUCGCCGACGCUCAUGAACAUAUCUGGACCGUUCGUGGCGAAAGCAUGGCAAGACAUUGUCCGGCAGCAUGAUGCAUCAUCAACAAGUCUCGUCAUCAUUCACGAUGAAUUGGAGAAAACCUUUGGCGAUGUGAGGCUCACGCCUUGGGAUCGAAGUCACCGAGGUCACAAUGGGCUGAAAAGUGUCAAGAAGUCAUUACUUCAAGAUAAAUUCCCAAGGUCACCUUUCGUUCGCAUAGCAAUUGGCAUUGGUCGCCCAACUGAGCGGGAUCCGGCCACAGUCAGCAAAUAUGUUUUGGACAAGAUCACGCUCGAGCAGCGAAGGGUAUUAGAAGAGGCUGUCCCAUUCGACGUAGCCAAGAGACUGGUAGAGCUCGAAGACGAGUGGAGAACAGAAAUUGAAUCCUGA
Molecule: messenger RNA, 597 nt
Organism: Metarhizium album ARSEF 1941
Lineage: Eukaryota; Fungi; Ascomycota; Sordariomycetes; Hypocreales; Clavicipitaceae
Product: mitochondrial peptidyl-tRNA hydrolase
Exons: 1
Coding region: 1-597 (198 amino acids)
Molecular function (GO): peptidyl-tRNA hydrolase activity
Source: RefSeq, a predicted model, not a curated record